GGCGGCGGCGUGGGCUCCGUGGGUCAGGCUACGCUGAGGGCAGCCCAAGCGGGAGGUCCUCGCGGGGCGGAAGCGGGGCUCGGCCGCUGCUGAUGGCGGCGCGGAGGAUGAGAGGCUGAAAAGAUCAAGAGGCAACCUUCAAGAUCUGACAGGGAAAGAGCACAAAACUGCAAUUUUGCAUCAAAGUCCACAGUAACUGAUUGAGAAACAGUUGCAUCACUCGCCUUGCGAUAGCCUGUUGCAAUAAAAGGGCUUUGUAGUGUGUGCCAUCUUCUGCUAAAUCCACACAAGUAAAAAGUGCUGAAGAAGCUGAAACUGAACCUGUGCUGCCAUAGUCUUCAAGAAGGGCGGAAGACAGUUUGAGCCAUGGCGAGCCAGGCGUUUUCCCCAGAGGCUGCUUUCCCUCAUGGGAGGCGGAGGGAGAAAUGGGACCCCAGGCUUCUUUCAAGGGCAAGGAAUUGCUGGCGAAAAAGAGAGAAUGUCUUCAGGCCUACAGCUGGUGGAGAACGCCACAGAAGAAACGGAAGAAAAAGAACAAAAUAAAGCCAGGAAGAAUAGAGUUUGUCCCUAGUAGUACUGCAGCCAGACCAGAUUAUUCAAUAUUUGUUGGGGAGCUUACUCCAGAAGUGGAUGAUUUCCAGCUCUAUGACUAUUUCCUAAAGAGGUACCCCUCAUGCAUUGACUGCAAAAUAGCAACAGAUCUGCUGGGAUACUCCAGAGGGUAUGCCUUUGUCAGAUUUGGUGAGCAAGGUGAUCAGAUGAGGGCACUGCAAGACUGCCAGAAUGCACCAGGUCUGGGGGGAAAACGAAUCCGGCUGAGCAUAGGAAUUUCUAAAAGACUGAAAGCAGAAUUCCAGCGGUACCAGUCAUACAACUACAAUGACUAUUACCAAGAUUAUCAGAACUACUACUCGCAGUGGAAUUAUGAUCCUUAUGCUGACUACAACUACAGCUCCUAUACUCCCUAUGAUAACAUGCAAGCUGUUGGAGACUGCUCUUUAGGAGAUACUCUUAUGGCUCCAGCUGUUUUUGAGGAAACUUCAGCUAUGACUGAAAUCAAUGAUGACCUAAUAACUGAAGAUCCACAACUUUACUUGGAUGUUGAUGAAAUGAACAGACAAUUUAUGGAGACAAGUGAAGAACUCUAUGAUUCCCUCAUGAAUUGUCACUGGCAGCCUCUGGAUACGGUCACUUCUGACAUCCCCUCUGCUAUUUAAGUGUCUUAUAUAGCAUGACCGUAACGACCAAGGGAUGCUCUUGGACCAACAGCUUCUUUCUAGCGCUACCUCAAAGUAACUUGCAGAUAUAACUCACAGGGAAGAUUGAUCAAAUGGUGAUGAUCCCUAUCAUUCUGCUGGAGAUUAUACAUAUUUGCCUUUUGUUUUGUCUUACCUCUAAUAACAUAUAUUUAAGUUCAGUGACUCAUGUCAAUAGACAUUGUUUGACUACAUCAAAUAUUUCUGAGUCAUGAGUGUCAUUAAAGGCAUGUCACUGUAUGGAAAUUGUUCUAAAUAAGUAAAAUGGAAGUAAAAUAAGUAAAUAAAGCAGCACUUGAAUUUACA
This is a messenger RNA of Pezoporus flaviventris, 1562 nucleotides long. RefSeq names its product tRNA selenocysteine 1-associated protein 1-like. NCBI's taxonomy places the organism in Eukaryota, Metazoa, Chordata, Aves, Psittaciformes, Psittacidae. Gene Ontology annotation, molecular function: RNA binding. The coding region runs from base 426 to 1217 and encodes 263 amino acids. The record is from RefSeq and is a predicted model, not a curated record. The transcript is spliced from 11 exons.